AUGUCCACCAAAACGCAUUUGCCAGAAUUGGAGCAGGGCGAUGACGCGAAGUACCCCAGUCAGAAGGGUUGGCCUGUAACAUGUCCCUGUCUCAAAUCCGAGCCAUCAUACAAGCUGGCUACCGUUCUUCCUCUAUUGCCCAAUAUCAUCGUCGCCCCGCCUCAUCUGAUCCAAAAUUGGAUUGACGAGUUUGAAAAGUUCCAUGACGGCAACCGAGACAGUCCUGCCAGCCGCAUGGUUAUCACCACCACUCAUAGCACUUUUUCUACGAGCUCUUUUGUCCACAGGAAGAAGAGUGCAGCCUUCCAAUGCAUCGUUCAUGAGGAGAAGGCAGACUUUGUUCUCCGCGCUCCCGAUUACAACGUGGUACCUGUCUCCAAAACGUCCGCGGGCCAUGUCAUCGUCGUUAGCCAUGCCGGUUGCACUGCGCUGAUCUCUCUUUACGAAGAAGAUACGGUUUGGAAGGGCAACGACGGAGAAGCCACCGCUGUCUCGCAGGGCUGGGCAGUAGACCUAGCUGGGAUGAAGAGCGAGGAAGAUAUCGCCAAGUUCGACGAAAUGGACCGUGACUGGAGGUACCUCAUCGAAAAAUUCCACAACAAAUCGUUGGAUGACAAGAAACGCGAUGCCAUUCAGAAACGCGAGGACGACGUCACAAAGAUCCUGACGCCAUUCAUACCUCAGAUGAUCAACUCUUGGCGGAAGCGAUCAAAGUUCAAUGGCAGAUACAUCUUCCCAGAAGCUCCAAUCACAAGUAAGGCCUGUAAUAUGCUGGAUGGCCCAACGCGGGAUGCUCACCGUUCUUUGGCACGAGAGGUGCAGGCGUGGACCGACAAUGGUUUCGAGGAAGCAGUACGGAAAUGGCAGAACGACGAGGUGCAAGGGGACCAGCCCGAGGCAUUGGCUUUCCAGAGGCAAGAGCUUAAUCUGGCGCGCUUGAUCAGGGGAGAAGAGGUGCCCUACGAAUCGAUGUUGGUAAAGAAGAUCCAGCCUUGGGCAACCGAGACCACCAGACUCAUCAGAGAAAAUGCUACUUCGAAUAAGGUGAGGGAGGCUCUCGCCAAGUCGCCCUGGUGGAAACACAAGGACGAGCUCAAGAGAGAGUCGCCCAAGCUGAAGGUUCUCCGGGAUUAUCUCGAUGAACUCAUCGACCUCCGGAAGAAAAACGCAACGGACCCGGCUCUCUUUUCUCACCUUUAUGUGUCUUUAUCGGAGCCACCAACAGAAAAUAUCGAAUGGUACUACGUGCACGCCGGUCUCUCGCAAAAGGAGCGGAAUGAGCUCACCGACAAGUUCAAAGAGAAGAAGAAGUACGGAAACGGGCAGCCAGAGCCCAUGAGGGUACUAAUCAGCAAUGAGGCAAUGGUCGGUGUCAGGCUCAACCUGCAGAAUGCCAACUACUGUAUCGUGACAGAGGUCCUGCGCAACGGCGACCGGCAGCGACAGGCCUUCGGCCGGAUCGACCGCCAAGGGCAGAUGAUGAGACCCGUCCUCGUCCAGCUGUACGACAAGAACAACCUGGCGGAAAACGUCCGACGCGUCCGCAAUGACAACCGCGCCAAGCUGGCGAACGAUCCGGAUGAGCAAGUCGUGGAAGAGAUUGACCUUGACGAUUAUGUUUGA
Anthostomella pinea is the source of this 1623-nucleotide messenger RNA. The record is from the annotation of a GenBank genome assembly. NCBI's taxonomy places the organism in Eukaryota, Fungi, Ascomycota, Sordariomycetes, Xylariales, Xylariaceae.